Messenger RNA from Linderina pennispora, 1709 nucleotides. Its product is annotated as guanine nucleotide binding protein, alpha subunit. Gene Ontology annotation, molecular function: G protein-coupled receptor binding; GTPase activity; G-protein beta/gamma-subunit complex binding. The transcript has a single exon. The record is from RefSeq and is a predicted model, not a curated record. Bases 381 to 1442 code for a protein of 353 amino acids. Gene Ontology annotation, biological process: G protein-coupled receptor signaling pathway. NCBI's taxonomy places the organism in Eukaryota, Fungi, Kickxellomycota, Kickxellomycetes, Kickxellales, Kickxellaceae. Gene Ontology annotation, cellular component: heterotrimeric G-protein complex.
AAAGCGCUGGGGCUACACAGGAGGAGGCCAAAUAAAAAGCAGCUGAAAUGGCAGCCACAGGAGCCAAACCGGCCCAGGAUUCCGCAUAUUCUUUUUCUCCCGCGCAUUCGCACUUUUCUUUAUAUUGCACUUGCAAUUAUCGCCUUUGUAUUUAUUUUCCAGCCUGCCACAGCAACACAACGGCUCGAUUAUUUGGCGGACCAAGCCCUUCCCCCUUCUUGUGUUUACUUUUGCACACAAUUUAUUUUUCACCUCUACUCGCUCAGCUAUUCUACUUUACCUUCUCGUGAGAGUUGUUUUAAUUUUCUCGUUUCCACUUGCCCCUCUGCAUAGACAGCGUACCUUUAUUUUCUAAAAACAGCUCAGUAUCAACAGAAGCCAUGGGUUGCGGAGCCAGCAAAGAAGACCUCGACGAGAAGCGGGCCAACGACGAGAUUGAGCACCAGCUGCGUCGCGACCGCAUGAACAUGCGCAACGAGGUGAAGAUGCUGCUGCUCGGUGCCGGUGAGUCUGGCAAGAGCACAAUCAUCAAGCAGAUGAAGCUGAUUCACGACGGCGGGUACAGCCGCGAGGAGCGUGAGUCGUUCAAGGAGGUGAUUUUCUCGAAUGCAAUUCAGUCGAUGCGCGUGCUGCUGGAGGCCAUGGACACGCUGCACAUCCCGCUGGAGCGGGCCGAGUACCAGCUGCACUCGAAUGUGAUUAUGAGCAUGCCCAGCCAGAUUGAGGCAGACGUGCUGCCGUCAGACGUGGCCGAGGCAGUGCGGGCGCUGUGGACGGACGGCGGCGUGCAGGCGUGCUUCCGGCGGUCGAACGAGUUCCAGCUGAACGACUCGGCAUCGUACUACUUUGACUCGAUUCACCGCAUCAGCCAGCCCGACUACCUGCCAACGGACCAGGACGUGCUCCGGUCGCGUGUGAAGACAACGGGUAUCAACGAGACGAUCUUCCGGGUGGGCGAGCUGACAUACCGCAUGCUGGACGUGGGCGGGCAGCGGUCGGAGCGCAAAAAGUGGAUCCACUGCUUCGAGAACGUGACUGCGAUUCUGUUCCUGGUGGCCAUCUCUGAAUACGACCAGGUCCUCAUUGAGGACGAGACAGUCAACCGCAUGCAGGAGGCGCUGACGCUCUUCGACUCUAUCUGCAACUCGCGCUGGUUCGUAAAGACCUCCAUCAUCCUGUUCCUGAACAAGAUGGACAUCUUCCGGGACAAGCUGCCCAACUCGCCGAUGAAGAACUACUUCCCCGACUACCAUGGUGGCAGCGACAUUGACGCUGCGUCCGAGUACAUCCUGAAGCGGUUUGUGUCGCUGAACCAGUCGGAUGCCAAGCAGAUCUACACGCACUUUACCUGUGCCACGGACACAAACCAGAUCAAGUUUGUCAUGGCUGCAGUCAACGACAUCAUCAUCCAGACCAACCUGCGCGACUGCGGGCUGCUCUAAGCUCAUGUUUGCUCUAUUUCCCCCUGCUAAUUCUUUUCUAUACUGUGCCCACCAAAUACCCUCCCUUUCUCCAAUCCCCUUUGCCCGUUUCAGCCAUCCGACAGCAAGCCCGGGUGCCCGGUGACGACAUUGGGCUUACAAUAGCUCCUUUCUAUUACUACUCCUCCACUACCACUCUCUUCCCUACUACUCUACUCAAUAUACCAGCUCAUCUCUGUCCCUCGUCACCCUUUGCGGCUCUGCGCACAGCAUCUGGAGGCGUGAGUC